Colletotrichum higginsianum IMI 349063 is the source of this 702-nucleotide messenger RNA. Its product is annotated as Carboxypeptidase S1. Gene Ontology annotation, biological process: proteolysis. Gene Ontology annotation, molecular function: serine-type carboxypeptidase activity. The record is from RefSeq and is a predicted model, not a curated record. Bases 1 to 702 code for a protein of 233 amino acids. NCBI's taxonomy places the organism in Eukaryota, Fungi, Ascomycota, Sordariomycetes, Glomerellales, Glomerellaceae. The transcript has a single exon.
AUGUUCGGUCCCGGUAGGUGUCAGGAUCGGCAGAUGGCCUGCAACAGCAAGCCAGCUAACAAGGUCUGCGCCGAUGCCGACGCUUUCUGUAUUCAGAACGUCGAAGAUUUCUGGGACAUCAACACGCGGCGUACUGAAAACGAUAUCCGCUUCUUGCUGCCAGAUCCGUUCCUGUCAUCAAACUUCGUCGCGUACCUCAACAGAGCCGAUAUACAAGCAGCUAUCGGGGCCUCGAACAACUUUACUACCGCGUCGGUACAGACAUCUAUGGCCUUCAGCUCGACCGGCGACGAUAGCCACACAGGCGAACUUGUUACCAAGUCCAUGGCAAGUCUGCUCCAGCAGAGUGUCACCGUCGCCCCUUUCACCGGCGACGCGGACUACGACAGCAACAUGAUUGGCGCCCAGGUCGUUGCAGCGAACGUGGGUGCCGCUAACUGGGCCAUGGCCGGGUUUGUGAACUUGUCGGCCAACAGCGACGGCCAGAUCCCGGGCGAGACAAAACAAGCUGACGGCUUCUCGUUCACGCGGCUCUACUACGCGGGUCACUUUUCUGCCUUCAACCAGCCAGAGGCCGCGCUCAGAAUCCAAGAGCGCGUCAUCAAAGAUGUCGACAUCGCCACAGGCAUGACGCCAAUGGCGUUCGGAAAGAACCUGUUCACAAAAGGCCCGUUGGAGAGCACAUUUAGGGAGGGCAGUUAA